Molecule: messenger RNA, 7017 nt
Organism: Cololabis saira (Pacific saury)
Lineage: Eukaryota; Metazoa; Chordata; Actinopteri; Beloniformes; Belonidae
Gene: ascc3
Product: activating signal cointegrator 1 complex subunit 3
Exons: 42
Coding region: 154-6768 (2204 amino acids)
Molecular function (GO): ATP hydrolysis activity; ATP binding; nucleic acid binding
Source: RefSeq, a predicted model, not a curated record
UCCUAGCGCGUGCGGCAACUUCUUGUUGACAUCUGCCAGCAGGCAACUUCCGCACACGCUUGUCUGCAUCUCCGACUGUACUUUUACACAUAAGUCACAGAAGCUGAAGAAGAGCAAGGACACUCAGUGUGAGCAGCAGAUCGACACAGAGGAAUGUCUCCUCCACGCCUCACAGGUGCACUUCGUUCCUUCUCCAACGUCAGCAAGAAGGAGGACCUUUAUGAUCAGCUCUACGAUCUGAAGGCCAAGCGCCUGAAAAGACAGGAGCUGUUUGCCAAGGAGGGCCUGACUUGGCAGAAGAUUGUCCAUUUCUGCACUGAGGAUCGGGACAAAGCUGAACAGCAAGCUGCCAGUCAAGAACUGAAGAGCCUCCUUCUGGCAGCCAAGCAGAUUGUUGGUGCUGAACAUGGUCAGGAGGCCAUUGAAAGUGCUGCCGUCUUUCUCUUUGACACCUUCCACAACAAAGACCAUGUGGGCACAGAGGAGACCAGAGCCAUUAAACACAUGUUUGGCCUUUUCCCGUCGUCAGCAGCUGAAACCUCCUGUGCCUGCGUGGCUCGGCUGGUGGCUCCAGUCGCCGAGUCCAAACUUCAAGACUUUAUCCAGACCCAGAGUUCUCGUCACAAGCCUGAAAGAGGUUCCACUUUUGGACGGAACAUUGCCUUCUCCUUUGACUGCUACACACUAGAGCCACUGGAGGACCUGCCUGGCUCUGGUGAUCCUGACGAGAGUGGGAAAUUAGACUUUAUCAACUUCAUCAACAACCAGCAGAGUGGGAAGAAGCGAGCCGGUGAAGAUGUGCUCAGUUCAGGAAGAUCUCUGAGCUCUGGAGAUGAAUCCAUCCUUCAGAGUGAGGUGGAGAAAUAUUUAGAUGGAGGCAACAUGAUUUCAUCCAACCCAGAGGAGCUGUGCACCUCUCUGUUUGAGAUGCUGACGUCACACAGGAGUGAUGACGAGCUGCAGAAUGAGUUAUUUGAACUGCUGGGCCCAGAGGGGCUAGAGAUGAUAUCAACUCUCCUUCAACGAAGGGGAGCCAUUGUUGACUCCUUCCUCUGCACCCCAGCUGACAGGACCGGAUAUGCAGCAGAUGCCGGUAGAAAAUUCAGUAGUGAGGUGACCAAGCCUGCGUUUGGCUGCCAGGUGACCAUCCAGUCAGAGAAGGAGAAACAAAUGAUGAAGAUGUACCGGAGAGAGGAAAAGAAAGAAAAGAAGAGAGGCAAAGGAACGGAUGAUGGCGACUCCUCGGAUGCCGCCCUGACCUUUGAGCCCAGAGAGAUGAGAGCCCAGCGAGAGCACGCUCUGCUGAACGCACGCGUUGAACCCGUCCUAACCAGAGAAAGGGUGUAUGAACGGGUCCGGUAUCCUAACGUCUACGACAACUAUGCAGAAGCAACAACAGCUCCGGCGUUUGUUGGAGGAGCCAGGAUGCUGCUGCCUGAAGGGAUCCACAGAGAAAACAACAAGAUGUACGAGGAGGUGGAGAUCCCUCCCAACGAGCCCAUGGCCGUCGGCUUUGACGAGAAGCCCGUCCUCAUCUCCGACCUGGACCAGGUGGGGCAGCUGGUGUUUAAGGGGAUGAAGCGUCUGAACAGGAUCCAGUCGCUGGUGUUUGAGACGGCGUACAACACCAACGAGAACCUUCUGAUCUGCGCCCCCACUGGUGCUGGCAAGACCAACAUCGCUAUGCUGACUGUCCUGCAUGAGAUCAGGCAGCACCUGCAGCCCGGGGGCGUCAUCAAGAAGGACGAGUUCAAGAUCGUGUAUGUGGCUCCCAUGAAGGCGUUGGCAGCUGAGAUGACUAAUUACUUCAGCAAGCGUCUGGAGCCGCUGGGCAUCAGCGUUAAAGAGCUGACUGGAGACAUGCAGCUGACCAAAGGAGAGAUCCUCCGGACACAGAUGUUGGUGACGACCCCAGAGAAGUGGGACGUUGUGACUAGGAAGAGUGUCGGAGACGUGGCUCUCUCCCAGAUUGUGCGUCUUCUAAUCUUGGAUGAAGUUCACCUUCUCCAUGAAGACCGAGGCCCGGUGCUGGAGAGCCUGGUGGCCCGGACCAUCAGACAGGUGGAGUCCACCCAGAGUAUGAUCCGGAUCCUGGGGCUGUCCGCCACCCUGCCCAACUACCUGGACGUGGCUUCCUUCCUGCACGUCAACCCCUACAUCGGCCUGUUCUACUUCGACAGUCGCUUCAGACCAGUGCCCCUCGGACAAACCUUCGUGGGCAUUAAAACAACCAAUAAGAUCCAGCAGAUUCAUGACAUCGAGGAAGUUUGUUACAACAAAGUCCUGGCGCAGGUUAAAGCCGGUCAUCAGGUGAUGGUGUUCGUGCACGCUCGCAACGCCACCGUGAGAACUGCUAUGGGCCUAAUAGAGCUGGCAAAGAACCACGGGGAAACGUGCUUCUUUCAGCCAGACCAGGGUCCGGACUACGGCCAGUGUGAAAAACAGAUCCAACGGUCCAGAAACAAGCAGAUGAGGGAGAUUUUCCCUGAGGGCUUUGGGAUCCACCACGCCGGGAUGCUGCGGUCGGACCGCAGCCUCAUGGAGAGCAUGUUCUCCAAAGGCCAUGUAAAAGUGCUGGUCUGCACUGCCACCUUGGCCUGGGGGGUGAACCUGCCAGCACACGCAGUCAUCAUCAAGGGAACUCAGAUCUACGACGCCAAGCGUGGUGCUUUUGUAGACCUGGGCAUCCUGGACGUCAUGCAGAUCUUUGGCCGAGCGGGUCGGCCUCAGUUUGACAAGUACGGCGAGGGCACUAUCAUCACCACCCACGAGAAGCUGAGUCAUUACUUGACGCUGCUGACGCAGCAGAACCCCAUCGAGAGCCAGUUCCUGAGCAGCCUGGCCGACAACCUCAACGCAGAGGUGGCUCUGGGAACGGUCACCAAUGUGGAGGAGGCGGUGAAGUGGCUCAGUUACACGUACCUGUACGUCCGCAUGAGGGCCAACCCGCUGGUGUACGGCAUCAACUACCAGGCCUUCCAGAUGGAUCCAACGUUGGCGCUGUACAGGAAGGAGCUGGUGCUGGAGUCGGGCAGGAAGCUGGACAAGGCCAGGAUGAUCCGCUUCGAGGAGAGAACCGGAUACUUCGCCUCCACGGACCUGGGCCGGACCGCCAGCCACUUCUACAUCAAAUACAACACCAUCGAGACGUUCAAUGAGCUGUUCAACUCUCAGAGGACGGAGGCCGACAUCCUCAGCAUCGUGUCCAAGGCCGAGGAGUUUGACCAGCUCAAGGUUCGGGAGGAGGAGAUGGAGGAGAUGGAGCAGAUGCUGUGUAACUACUGCGAGCUGCCGGUCACCGGCGGCGUGGAGAACGGUUACGGCAAGGUCAACAUCCUGCUGCAGACCUACAUCGGGCGAGGAGAGGUGGACAGCUUCUCCCUCAUCUCAGACGUGUCGUACGUGGCCCAGAACGCCGCCAGGAUCGUCAGGGCUCUGUUUGAGGUGGCUCUGAGGAAGAGGUGGCCCGCUAUGACCUACCGCCUGCUCACCCUCUGCAAGGUGAUCGACAAGCGUCUGUGGGGCUUUGCUCACCCUCUCCGCCAGUUCCCCCACCUGAGCCACAUCGUUCUGAACCGCCUGGAGGAGAAGAGACUCACGCUGGACAAGCUGAAGGAAAUGAGGAAAGAUGAGAUCGGUCACAUGCUGCACCACGUCAACGUGGGUUUAUCCAUCAAGCAGUGUGUCCACCAGAUUCCCUCCGUCACCAUGGAGGCCAGCAUCCAGCCAAUCACACGCACCGUUCUCCGCGUGCGUCUCGUCAUCACGCCGGACUUCCGCUGGAACGACCAGGUGCACGGCUCGGUGGGGGAGCCCUGGUGGCUGUGGGUGGAGGACCCCAUCAACGACCACAUCUACCACUCCGAGUACUUCCUGCUGCAGAAGAAGCAGGUGGUGACUGCAGAGCCCCAGCACGUGGUGUUCACCAUCCCCAUCUUUGAGCCGCUGCCCUCCCAGUACUACAUCAAGGUGGUGUCUGACCGCUGGCUGGGGGCCGAGGCCGUCUGCAUCAUCAACUUCCAGAACCUGAUCCUGCCGGAGAGACACCCCCCCCACACCGAGCUACUGGACCUGCAGCCGUUACCGGUGACGGCUCUGGGGAGCCCGGAGUACGAGAGCCUGUACAAGUUCAGCCACUUCAACCCCAUCCAGACCCAGAUCUUCCACACGCUGUACCACAGCGACACCAACGUGCUGCUGGGGGCCCCCACGGGCUCCGGGAAGACCAUCGCUGCAGAGAUGGCCAUGUUCCGGGUCUUCAACAAGUACCCGGGGGCCAAGGUGGUGUACAUCGCCCCUCUAAAGGCCCUGGUGAGAGAGAGGAUUGAGGACUGGAAGGUCCGGAUCGAGGAGAAACUGGGGAAGAGAGUGGUGGAGCUGACCGGGGACGUGACUCCUGACAUGAGAGCCAUCGCCAACGCCGACCUCAUCGUCACCACGCCGGAGAAGUGGGACGGCGUGAGCAGGAGCUGGCAGAACCGGAGCUACGUCCAGAAGGUUGCCAUCCUCAUCAUCGAUGAGAUCCACCUGCUGGGGGAGGACCGAGGUCCGGUGUUGGAGGUGAUCGUGUCCAGGACUAACUUCAUCUCCUCUCACACGUCCAAGACCGUCCGUGUGGUGGGACUGUCCACGGCUCUGGCCAACGCUCGGGACCUGGCCGACUGGCUGGGCAUCGGACAGGUGGGUCUGUUUAACUUCCGUCCGUCUGUGCGGCCCGUCCCCCUGGAGGUGCACAUCCACGGUUUCCCCGGGCAACACUACUGCCCCCGCAUGGCCAGCAUGAACAAGCCCACCUUCCAAGCGAUUCGCAGUCAUUCACCGGCCAAGCCGGUCCUGAUCUUUGUGUCCUCCCGGAGACAAACCCGCCUGACGGCCCUGGACCUCAUCGCCUACCUGGCCACGGAGGACAACCCCAAGCAGUGGCUGCACCAGGACGAGAGAGAGAUAGAAGACAUCAUCGCCACAGUGAGGGAUUCCAACCUGAAGCUCACGCUGGCCUUUGGCAUCGGCAUGCACCAUGCAGGCCUCCAUGAGAGGGACAGGAAGACUGUGGAGGAGCUGUUUGUGAACUGUAAGAUCCAGGUUCUGAUCGCCACCAGUACUCUGGCGUGGGGCGUCAACUUCCCCGCUCACUUGGUGGUCGUCAAGGGAACUGAAUACUACGAUGGCAAAUCCAGGCGCUAUGUGGACUAUCCAAUCACAGAUGUCCUGCAGAUGAUGGGACGGGCAGGUCGACCUCAGUUUGAUGACCAGGGCAAAGCAGUAAUCUUGGUUCACGACAUUAAGAAGGAUUUCUACAAGAAGUUCCUCUACGAACCUUUCCCUGUUGAGUCCAGUCUCCUGGGCGUGCUGUCAGACCAUCUCAACGCUGAGAUCGCUGCUGGAACCAUCUCCUCCAAACAGGACGCCAUGGACUACAUCACCUGGACCUACUUCUUCAGGCGGCUGGUGAUGAACCCCAGCUACUACAACCUAGAAGACAUCAGCCAUGAGUCCAUUAACAAGUAUCUGUCCACCUUGGUGGAGAGAAGCCUGCGGGACCUGGAGUGCUCCUACUGCAUAGAGAUCAAAGAGGACGAUCGAACGAUUGAGCCACUGACUUACGGUCGCAUCGCCUCGUAUUACUAUCUGAAACAUCAGACCAUCUGCCUGUUUAAAGAAAGACUGAAGGCUGAGCUGUCCGUCCACGAGCUGCUGUCUGUCCUCACCGAUGCGGAGGAGUACGCCGAGCUGCCGGUCCGACACAACGAGGACCAGCUCAACAGCCAGCUGGCUCAGCAGCUCCCCCUGCAGGUCAACCCCCGCUCCUUCGACAGCGCCCACACCAAGACCCACCUGCUGCUGCAGGCCCACUUCAGCCACGCCGCGCUGCCCUGCAGCGACUACACCACCGACACCAAGACGGUGCUGGACAACGCCAUCCGCAUCUGUCAGGCAAUGCUUGACGUCGCUGCCAACGAGGGAUGGCUCGUUACGGCCAUUAGUAUCUGCAACCUGGUGCAGAUGAUCGUCCAGGGCCGCUGGCUGCACGACUCCUCGUUACUCACACUGCCACAUGUGGAACAACAAGACCUCUAUCUGUUCAGGAAAUGGGCAGAUAAGAAGGUGAAGGGGAAUGCUCCAGGCUUCAGCGGAGCGGUGGAAGGACUUCCCGAGCUGAUCGCCUCCUGCGGGGGAAAGGAAGGAGUUUUCAGUGCCAUGCUCAGCCCAACGCUUCAUCCUAACCAGAUUGCCCAGGCGUGGGGUUUCCUGAGCCACCUGCCGGUGCUAGAGGUGCAGCUGAGCCUGAAGGGCUGGUGGGAGGACGGCCGGGAGCAGGGGGAGCGCCGGCUGCCGGCGGCCGCCACCAGCCUGAGGGAGCAGAGCAGCUGGCUGGACGUCCACGCCGACCAGGAGUACGUCCUGCAGGUGGCGCUGCGACGGGUCAACGUGGGCCAGCAGAGGAGGAAGCAGGACAGCAAGGCCCAGGCUCCGCGCUUCCCCAAGAACAAGGACGAGGGCUGGUUCCUGGUGGUCGGGGAGGUGGAUCGCAGAGAGCUGCUGGCCGUCAAACGGAUCGGAUUCGUGCGCAAUCACACGGCUGUGUCAGUGGCCUUCUACACACCUGAGAGGACCGGAAAGUGCAUCUACACCCUGUACCUGCUGAGCGACAGCUACCUGGGGCUGGACCAGCAGUACGACAUCCACCUGAACGUAACCCCCGCCAGCAUCGCGGCCCAGGUCAACACGGAGGUGGCGGGCUCCACGUCCGGGGUUUCCCUCAGCUAGAGCACCACAGUGACCCGGAACACAGCAGCUCUUUAAUCCUGUUAGAAUGUGCUGUUUUCCAGGAUUCAGAUCAUAUCACCUCCCUUGUUUACUUCUCAUGUUCCUUUGACCAUCACUUUCACAUACAGCAUUGCUACUGUCAGAAAAAGCUACGUUUACCCUCUGAUAAGUUGAUAAUGUUGUGAAAUUCAAAAUCUGGACAGAUCAGUGAUUGUUUCACAUUAAAAAAUGCUGGUGUUUGAAUUUGAA